CCUGGACCUGCAUUGUCUGAUUAUUAUAUAAAACAUUAUUAUUGAGUUCUUGAAGUUUUUAGUUGCGUACAGUUCACUUUAAAGCAUUGGAAUCGACUCUCCAGUCUGAACGAAUGGACACAGAGAGUCGGUUCUUUCCUGGGAGUCGACUCACUCAUUGGUGGUGAGAGAGAAGUGCGCGGUAGCGAGGGGAAAUGAAGCCGCUUAAACACGGGGUUUGAUUCUCCGUCCUCUGAACGCAUGCGUGCUUGUUUUUAAAGCCACAUUGGAUGGAAAUCCGCGCUGAAAUCAUGAAUCAGAAGUGUUUAUGUGUCGGGAGCCGGAGCUCCGAGGAGAGGAAGGUCUCACCAGGAGGAGUGUGGUGAUGUAGAUAUUCAGCGCAGCGCUUCGGGGUGCUUUUAGUUUUUAUUUAUUUAUUAUUAUUAUUUUUUAUAGAUAUCAGGUCUUUGGCCUGCGUGGUUGAUCGCUUCGUGCUUCCUUCUUCCUCCUCCUCUUCCUCAUCAUCCUCGUGAUGGCUGAUGAGCAGCAGCACCUCCAGCCCGGAUCUCUGCCUGCUUCAGCACUGCCAGCCUCAGAGAGCAGCGCGCUGCAGCUGAAGAUCAAGAGCUCCAUCUGCAAAUCUGUGCAGUCGAAGGUCGACACCAUUUUGCAAGAUGUGGAGAGGUUCACAGACAUCGAGAAACUUUACCUCUACCUCAGGCUGCCCUCGGGGCCCAGCAGCAGCAGCAGCAGCAGCGAAAAAAUCAGCGAGCAGAGCUGUGUGUCUUCGAGCCGGAUGCAGCAGAUGCACGCAUUCAGUUGGAUUCGGAAUCACCUGGAAGAGCACACGGACACCUCGCUCCCCAAACAGGAAGUCUUCGAUGAGUACAAGAGCUACUGUGACAAUCUGGGCUAUCACGCUCUCAGUGCUGCCGACUUUGGAAAAAUCAUGAAGAACGUUUUUCCCAACAUGAAGGCGCGCCGGCUCGGCAUGAGGGGCAAAUCCAAAUACUGCUAUAGUGGCCUGAGGAAGAAGCCUUUCAUUCACAUGCCUUCUCUUCCAAAUCUGGAUGUACACAAAACAGGAGAUGUGUGUGAGGGGUUUGAACCUACUGGGCAGAACUCCAGUGGGGAGGAUGAGAUCCGCUCUGCUGCCUGUGAUCUAGUGUGCGAGUGGGCUCAGAAAGUGCUAAGUCGUCAGUUUGUUAGUGUAGAGGACCUGGCACGCUUCCUGCUGAACAGCCACUACAUCAGCACCAAGUCUGUUGCUGCUCUCACUGUGAUGACAGGAUCCCCUUCAGGGGCCUCAGUGUCUGUUCAGUCAUCUGCAUUCAUGCCCACAACUGAUGCCCACUCAUUCCAGCCUCAGGUCAAAACACUGGCAUCCCCUUCCAUCGAUGCCAAGCAGCAGCUCCAGAGAAAGAUCCAGAAGAAACAGCAGGAACAGAAACUUCAUUCCCCACUUUCUCCUGAAGCUCAGGGCCGGAGGGCAGAGGGGGUCGCUACUCCUUGUGCAAGCACAGGAAUCCCAUGUGGAAGCCCUGCCCUACUUUCACCGCAGCCCACCAUUGGUAUUGUGGUAGCCGCAGUUCCAAGUCCAGUUACGGUUCAAAGAAGCAGACAGUUGAUGUCUCCUAGCCCAGCUCCUGUUGCACCAGCAGAAAGCAAGGUGCUCCCUGUCAAUAUUCAGGUUGUCACUCAGCCGGUGCAGCCUGUGACCCGGUGUCCAAAGACACCUCAUAAUGUCCCUGCGAGUCCUGUUGGUGACCGUCCCGCUCGCCAUCGUUAUGCUCAAAUCCUGCCUAAACCAGCAACAAGUAGCACAAUCACGCUACGAUCACCUCCUGCUCUCCUUAUCACUAAAAGUUCUAUUAAAACUGUCCUACCGACACCCAAAGACAGCUCACUCAACAUCGUGAAAAUGACUGCCAUAUCGUUCGCGCCCAGCAAUAGCACCACCAGCACUGCUGCCACCACAGCUAGGCCUGCCUCUGCUGGAAUCACCAGCCAUAGUGAUGAUCUCCAGCCUGUUACACGUGUCCGUAGUGGCUCUAUUGCUGCAAUGCCAUCAACACUUUCAAAGCCAGGACAAGCAGCCACAAUACCAGCCAUCAACAUUAAAUUGGCUGAUGUUGAUUCUGUAAUGCGAGCAAGAGAAACUCAGUGUGGAACAACUGAUGGGGGUACGCAAGAAGAAGGAGCACUCAAACCCAGAGCUGCAAGUGUACCUAUACCUCUAGCGAAAAUUUCAGCAGAACUGGAACAUCAAUCAGGAAACAAAUUAAAUGGUCAGUCCCUCCCAAAUGAAAGCAGAUUGUCUGCUAGCAGCAAUAAUAAUCAAAAUGAAAGCAUUUUUAAGCCAAGUCAGCACAUAGCCAAUAAAAGUACUAACGGUGCUCCAACAACAAGUAAUAGCGCAUUUAUGACACCACCCAAGGGCGCAGAGUUGGUGUCUCCAAGCCCUCGCAAAAGACAAGGCUUACACCCAGAUUCAAAUCUGACACCUGUCAAAAAAAUUUACAUUUCUGAGGGAAGUGACGAUGCAAAAUUGAAACUUGCAGUGAAAAAUGUUUCUAGGACAGAAACACUUGUUGAACCAGAAAAUGAACUUUCUUCAGUUGCUGAAAAUGUGAAGUUUACUUCCAAUGCUCCUAAUAAUAUCCUUGCAUUUUCUGAUAAUGUAAUUGGAAAUACUGGUUUCCAAAGUGUUUCCAGUUCCCAAAGUAUCAUGCAGGGACAAUGGGUAGGCUCUUCAUCUCAUGAAAAAAAUAUGACUAGUGGUAAAACAGCUGUGAAUGCCUCUUGCCAUGAUAAUCAGGUCAGGAAUACAAACUUUCAGUCAUUUAACAGACCACGAAGUGUUUCCCAAGGACAGUGGGAAGGACCUUCAUCCAAUAUGAAUAGCAAGCCAACAGUUACUCGCACUGUUAGUGCCCCAGGUCAGGCACUGAUACAGCAGCAUGCAAACAAAAAUCACCAAGCCAUGCAGGUAUGUUCGGAGCAGGCCAGCAUCUCUGCAGCAUGUGAACUAAAUGCUGUGCUUUGGAAUAACGGACACCAAGAUGGCAAUCAGCAACAAAUUUAUUUUCAUCAGGGAGCAGUAAAAACUAAGCAAAUGUCCAGUUCUGUUAUGGAGCCUCCUGUGAUGACUCAACCAACUGCCACAGGCCACCUUGUGCAGAUGACUACUGAUAUGGGGGAACAUGUUUCAUCUCAGCCUCACUUGGGAUACUUCCCAUUUAAUGAUGAUGACAUGACUCAGGACAGUAUUGUAGAGGAACUAGUUCAGAUGGAGGAGCAGAUGAAGUUGAACAGUUCCAUGCAAACAUUUGAAAACUGUGGGGACAUGGCACUGCAAAGUCAGCAGGCUGCCUUGCAGAACAGUAUGAUAUCCAGUCAUCAGGUCAGCACUUCUUGCUACAACUUGGCCAAUACUUGCAGUACACCUGUUCACACCUCUACCCACAGCGCAGAGAUUAUGGGAGUAGGGCAGGGAAUAACCCGUGAGAGCCCCUGCUCCCAUUUUGCCCCCACCACCCCUGUAGACAGCGCUUUGGGAAGCAGCUGCCAAACCCCAAUUGGAACACCUCACUCCAACUGCAGCAGUGGUGUUCCACCCAGUCCUGUUGAGUGUAGGAACCCGUUUGCCUUCACUCCCAUCAACUCUAGCAUCACAAAUUACCAUGAUGGCAGCACUAUCUCGUCUAGUCCGGUCAAGCCCAUGCAAAGACCAAUGGCCACCCACCCAGAUAAAGCCAAGCUAGACUGGAUGAAUAAUAACUACAAUAACAGCAGUAGUAAUUCUAACAAUGGAAUUAGUAUUCUACCCAACUAUCAGAACCUGGUGGAUAACCAAUUCAGAAAGCCUCACGCUUUUGCCAUUCCUGGCCAGACAUAUCCAUCACCAGUCAGGCAUCACGACGUACACAUAAGCCGCUUGACGCCUAUUUCACCAGUCCAGCAGCAGGUUGGUAGCAUGGCAAGCCUUAAUAAACAGGAGGGAUUCGCUGUUCCAGCACCACUUGAUAACAAAACCAGCACUUCCUCUUCUGGAUCGUUUCGCUGUCGCAGUGUCAGUCCGGCAGUCAGGCAGCGCAACCUGAGUGGAACCCCAAACCCCAAUGUCCGCCGUUAUGUGGUCUCUCCUUUUAACUCACCAGUGACACCAGAAGUACUGAAUAUCUUUGCUAAUAAUCAAGCAAAUGCUAGCGUUAGCAGCAUAGCGCAGAGGAGCCAGUCUGUGCCUCUUAACGUGAUGAUGCAAACAGAGGUUUUGCCCAUGCAAGCCGGUGGGCAGACAAGCAACACGAAAAACAUUACCAAUGUCCUGCUCAACAAGAUGGAUGGUGAUGGAGACACUAUAGUACGUGGACUUGGCAUGAACAAUAUGUCAUCCAAUUACACUGCUCGCAUGAACCUCUCACAAAUCUUGGAAGCGAACGCUGCUUCUGGUUUCCCUUCCGGUGGCAAUCACCAGGCUAUGAUUUCGCCUGGCUCAUCAGCUUACAAAUUUACAAAGCCUGCUUACCUCAUGAAGAACAAUGGAGGAGAGCAAAUAAGCUUCUUAGCAAGAGAGGCUCAAGGGAAGUCAGUAUCAGAAGAGAACAAGCUACUGUCUGAAGAGCUGCAAAAUCAGGCCUUGAUGGUUCCACCACAGCAAGACCUCCAGCAACACCAGCAGUCUUUCCUUUUCGUUACAACUGAUAAGGCCUUGUUAAAUGAUGAUGACAGCUUGAACACUGUCUCAAAGCUUUCAGGCCAGGCAACUGAACUUGGCACUGUUGGUUCAGAGUUCCCAGGUGAUAUGCAACUGACCUCUGAACUCUCCAGUAGCAUGAAUGAUUUAAACACUUUAGACGCAAACCUUCUCUUUGAUCCAGCAUCAAGUCAGCAGCAAAUGCAGUAUGAAGAGCCAACACUGGAUGAACUAAAGAAUGACCCAAUUUUCCAACAGAUUUGCAAUGAGACUGUAAAUUCUGCUGGUUUUGACUGGUUGGAGAGCAAGGACCAGGCAACAGUGGAAAUGUUGGGUUAAUUUGUGGCUUGCUUUGUUCUGACAUUUAAUGCUUUUAUCUUGUGUUUGUUUUACAGGACAUUCUCAAAAUGUUUACACAAAGUAGUGUUACAGCGAAUAGCUGGGCUUAGUUUUUGGUUUGAACAGAAAUUAUCCGUUUGCUAAUCAAAAUGCUGGUUGCUAAUGCUUUUUUUUUACUGGUUGGUGCACCUCUGUACAAACUAUGGUGCUGACAUGUUAAAUUUCUCUCCACAAAUGUUCAGGUACUGGAAAGAGGAAUAAAAAAAUUAACCAGGGUUCCACUAUCUCUAAGAAAAUGGCUUUUACUGCUUCCAAGAAAUUCUGUAAAAUAAAAAUUUUUACAGUUUACCAAAAAAGCAAAAAAAAAGAAAACAAGGGUUAUUUCUGCAUACCUUGCAGGCAAGGUUUAUUUGUAUAAAAAACUUAAUUUUUACACUUGCUUCUUCACGCUAACAACGUCUAUUACGACUUUGAACUGUCUGAUAUACUGUGAUUCAUUCAGAUAAUUUUUUUCAGCUUUUGUUAAAUAGGUGCUUCCGUGUGCAGAAAUUGAUAACACAAUAGUAAAUAAGAAAGUGAAUAAAUAAAUGAACAAAUAAAUGUAUUACCUUUAAGGGUGUGAUUAUAACAUAUGAGAAUAUACCUGCUCUCUUUUAUAAUGUAAUUUUCUUGUAAAGCUUUCAAAUAUAUUAACUGUGACAUUGACAGUUGGCACUUAAACAAUAUGCAGUUAAACUUUUUAAUGACUUUUAAAGUCCAAAGAUAAACAUUAUUGGCUUUUUAACAACAAUAAUUGGCUUGCAAGUCAGUGCAAAAUAAUUAUUUAUUUAAAUUAAUGUAUUUUUUUAUCCCUUUUUUUUAAUCUCAGGGUGCCCCAAGUUCUAGCUGAGGGAUUAAAUUCAAUUAAUGAUGCAUAUGCCCAGUAGGGAUUUAACAACAAUCAUUAAAAGGCUUGAAUAUUUGCACUAAUAGUAACAAUAAAGUCCACUGUUUAAAAGGAAAAUCAAAAUUCAUGAAGCUUCAAUCCAGCCAUCACUAGUAAAUAAUGAACGCGACUGUUGUCCAUUUAAGUGUGUGCACUUACUGUAAUAUAUUUUAUAAAAACUGUUAGCUACAGAAAUUUCUGGUAGUUAUUAAGUCUUGAGCAGAAAAUCCAAAUUAGAUUCUGAAGAAGAUUCAAAUUAAUGUCGAUGAAUUUUAUUCAGUUUUGUCUAGUGAUUUUAUAAUCUAUGCAUUUUUAAAUCAGUUGAUCUGCCACUUUUUGGUUUAAUUGUUUAAAUUUUCUUACAUACCUUCUUACAUACAUUUUCAAAUUUUUUCAAAGGGAAAAAUCAUAUAAAAUACAUUUAUUUAUUUGUAAUUGUAAGAAGUGCACUGUAUGAAUAUAACUUUACUACUUGUGACUUUAUUUUAGUUACUAUCCUUGCACUGUUAUAUACCAUAUUAAUAACACAGGACAUGUACCACUUAUGUCACUGAUUAAGCUAAGAACACUGAAAUUUGAGCUUGAAUUUGAGCUUGUCAUAGGUAAAAUAAUAAGAUAAAAAUAUAUUGGGUCAAUUAAUAAUUAAACUUUUUUAUACACUUAAAAGAAAAAAGAUGUACCAUGUAACUGAAUUUCUCGUGCCUAAUACAAAAACAAUGCCAAUUUGUGAAAAGAACAUUUUAGCCUUACUUUCCCUCCAUACCAAAGACAAGCUCUUGAAUUUGAGGGAAUUCUUUUUUUAUUCAGAUUUUUAUAUCCUUUUUUAUCAUAAUUUGAAAAUGUAAUAAGUUUAUUUGUUUGUUUUGAGGGCAUUUUUGUAGGCACUUUUAUUUUGUAAUUUGUAAGACUUGCAAUUUGUCAUGUAGCACUAAAACCUGUACUAAACGAAUGUCUAAAAAUCACACUACUGGUAUAAUUUGCAAAAAGAAAAAAUCACUGCAGAAGACUGUUAAAGUAAUCCAUUGAAUUUAAACAUUUGUAUAUAUGAAACUUGUAUGUGACUAAUGACAGGCAAUGUUUAAUGUUAUAACUCUAGUUGUUGUUAUUGUGGUUAUUGUGGUUAAAUAGUAUUCAUCAGAAGCCAGCAAAUGUGCAACUUGCAGCCUGGAAUUAGUCCCCAUGUAUGAAAAGAUAAUGUAUAACUGCAUGUAUAUCUAUGUAUUUAGUGUUUUACUUUUUGUUUAUGUUCUAAUUCUCAUGCGAAGAAUGAUGAGAAAACAUCAUAUGUGAUUAAAGAUGUUGCAUCAGUCUACAUGUCUUUCUGUCAUGGACCUACACCUAAAUGUUAAAAUCCAACACUUUA
Messenger RNA from Clarias gariepinus (North African catfish), 7302 nucleotides. RefSeq names its product regulatory factor X7a (gene rfx7a). The transcript is spliced from 9 exons. Gene Ontology annotation, molecular function: RNA polymerase II cis-regulatory region sequence-specific DNA binding; DNA-binding transcription factor activity, RNA polymerase II-specific. NCBI's taxonomy places the organism in Eukaryota, Metazoa, Chordata, Actinopteri, Siluriformes, Clariidae. Gene Ontology annotation, biological process: regulation of transcription by RNA polymerase II. Bases 512 to 5014 code for a protein of 1500 amino acids. The record is from RefSeq and is a predicted model, not a curated record.